CCCCGCUUCCCUCACACUCGUUACCAAACAGCAAACAUGUUCUCCUUCAGCACCAUCACUGUCUUCGCUACCGUCGCGCUCAGCGCCUUCACCUCCGCGCUCCCCCUUGCGGCCCGCGACCUGCCCCUCGUUGGCAGCCUUCCCAUCGACGGCCUCACUGGGGCUCUCCCCGUUGACGGCGUCGUCGACAGCCUCCCCGUCGGCGGUGUUGUUAACACCGUCACCGACCUCCUUCCCCGCGCCGAUGCCACCGCCAGCGUUGCUGUGAUCCUGACAAACGCGCAGGCCCAGCUCGCGCCGUUCACCCAGCAGCUCAAGUUCGCGACUGCCCAGAACGCCACCGUUGAGGCGCUCACUGAGCCCGUCAACCAGAUCAAGGCCAUCCUCACCACCACCACGAACAGCUUGAAGGCUCUUUCGGGUCUGCCCGUCGCCACUCUUCUCGCGGAUGUUGAGGGUACCGCCGCGGUCACCGCUGCGUCGCUCGCCACCAUCCUCGCCGCUGUCCUGACUCUUGUCGGUGAGGCGGUCGCUGCGGUCCUUGCCGUCGUCAGCGGUGACGUUGCUCCUGCCGUUACCACUUUGGUUGCUGAGCUCCUUACGCUCGUCGGCACCCUGCUCGCCGUCGUCCUCACUCUCGUUGAGGGCCUCCUCGCCGGUCUCGUCGCCGCGCUCCUGCCCCUCAUCGGCAGCCUCAUCCCCGUCGUCCUCAACCUCAACAUCGCGACCAUCAUCUCCCUCCUCGGCCUCUAAACGCCUGAGCUCUGGGCAGGUCCGUAGUUACCCCAUACGCUAGUCUAGCACUCGUCGCUUACCAGCUCGCUGUACCGUCCCUGCAGGUCGCAGCGCGCGGCGGCUAUACCCCCGCGCGAGCGCGCC
Messenger RNA from Trametes versicolor FP-101664 SS1, 879 nucleotides. RefSeq lists its product as uncharacterized. The transcript has 4 exons. NCBI's taxonomy places the organism in Eukaryota, Fungi, Basidiomycota, Agaricomycetes, Polyporales, Polyporaceae. The record is from RefSeq and is a predicted model, not a curated record. The coding region runs from base 37 to 753 and encodes 238 amino acids.